Molecule: messenger RNA, 336 nt
Organism: Tricharina praecox
Lineage: Eukaryota; Fungi; Ascomycota; Pezizomycetes; Pezizales; Pyronemataceae
Exons: 1
Coding region: 1-336 (111 amino acids)
Source: RefSeq, a predicted model, not a curated record
AUGGUCGCCAUCACCAACAUCCUCAUCACUGCCUUGAGCCUUGUCGCGGUCGCCGUCGCGGGCGAUAUGUACCUGUACGACUGCGCCAACUGCAAGUGCGACGCGAAGAGCCAGCGCACCGGCUUCAGCGGGGACACCGGGUGCAUCUCGAACUUUGGCGGUGCCAUUGCGGCUGGCCUCACCCGCAGCGGCUCGCGCGCCACCACUUGCUCCUACUUCUCCGACUCGGCGUGCUCCCAGCAGUUCCAGAGUGCCGGAGUCAAUGGUGGUCAGACCUGGGGAUGCACGGCCGCCAACCAGAGAAUCCAGAGCAUCAGGUGCUACUACAACGUCUAG